Molecule: messenger RNA, 6954 nt
Organism: Diatraea saccharalis (sugarcane borer)
Lineage: Eukaryota; Metazoa; Arthropoda; Insecta; Lepidoptera; Crambidae
Source: the annotation of a GenBank genome assembly
GUACUCCGCUCUGGCUGCUCCGUGAUGAAAUUGAAAUCAGUCUAAAUUGAACCUUAAUAUCACCGCAUGUUCUCUUUCAGCUGAGUGCGGUCCGUGGUCGUCGCGGUCGAAUUGCUAGCGCAUUUAUCUAUUCCUCGUGUUGUGAUGGCUCUUGGUGGUGAAGUGAAUGAUAAAUCGGCAAAAAGUACUUCUGAAAAAGUGAAAAAAUGUCCUGCUAGCAGUAACGGGUACGACAAAGUUGACUAUGAAAAUGCUAAUAAAGAAUCACAAAAAGACAAAGUAAAUAACGAGAAGCCAUUACAAGUGAAGGCAGCAAAUUCGGUAACAAAAAUUAAUAGUCAAGAAUCAAUAUCAAAUGAUAGUAAGAAAAAUGUUAUAAGUACCAAAGAACCAAUAGUGAACGGAACAGAAAAUUCACAUGCAAAAAAAAUUAACGGUAAUAAAAAAAAAGAUUCAGAUUGUGAUAUUAGUAGUAAUGAUAAUACUAAAGUAGUAACUAAUGGAAUUAACAGUGACUUAAGUGUAACGAAAUCGAGUACAUCUAAUGAAGUGCGUGAUGUAACAGUACCUGCGGUCUGCCCAAUUAAAGUUUCAGACAGUAAACAGGCGCCAGAAAAGAAAAAAGACAACAAUAAAAUUAAAGGAAUGACUAAUACAAAUGAUACAGGAAAAAAAUCGGAUUCUGCUCUUAAAAUCGCCGAGAGUAAGAAAGACGAUGAUUUAACAAAGAAUUGUGACAAACAGACUGAUAAAACAAAUGGUGAAAGUAGCAAAAUGGUUAAUGGUGACAAAUAUAGAGAGUCUACCCCGAGUGAAGAUGAUGACGAUAAGAAAAGAGAUCCUGAAGUUUUGUUUAUCCAAGACAUGGGAUUUACUGUAAAAAUUGUUAGCCCUGGCGCUGAACCAUUAGAUAUACAGGUGUCCAGCAUGGAAUUGGUUCAAGAAAUACAUCAAGUUUUAAUGGAUCGCGAAGAUACCUGUCACAGGACUUGCUUCUCUUUACAGCUUGAUGGGAUAACUUUAGACAAUUUCGCUGAGUUAAAAAAUAUUGAAGGCUUAAAAGAAGGUUCUGUUAUUAAGGUAGUCGAAGAGCCGUACACAAUGCGUGAGGCUAGGAUUCACGUUCGCCACGUGCGUGAUCUAUUGAAGUCUAUUGACUUCACUGACGCCUAUGCAGGUCAAGAAUGCAGUUCUCUCGCCUUCCUUAAUGUCAUUACGCAGGGCGACAUAUUGGAGAAAAAGAAAUCUCGUCCAGAAAGUGUAGACUGCACUCCCCCUGACUACAUAAUGCCUGGCAGUGUCGAACGGCCUUUGUUACCACUUCAUCCAGGUCUCACUAAAGAAAAUAAAGCAUCGCAAUGUCUCAAGGUGCUCACGACGUCAGGUUGGAAUCCGCCGCCGGGUCCGCGCAAGAUGUGCGGCGAUCUGCUCUACCUGCAUGUCGUCACCCUCGAGGACCGCCACUUCCAUAUCACGGCGUGUCCGAGAGGAUUCUACCUCAACCAAUCCACCGAAGAAGUUUUCAAUCCACGCCCCUCGACUCCGUCCCUGCUGUGUCACUCUUUGAUUGAAUUAUUGAGCAUUGUAUCGCCGGCGUUCAAGCGCAAUUUUGCCAUGGUGCAAAAAAGGCGAAUGGCAAAGCACCCAUUUGAACGUGUCGCCACGCCUUAUCAAGUGUACCAGUGGUCUUCACCGAUGCUAGACCACACCGUUGACGCCAUACGAGCUGAAGACACAUUUUCAUCUAAACUGGGUUAUGAGGAACAUAUUCCUGGGCAGACACGCGAUUGGAAUGAAGAGUUGCAGACCACAAGGGAGUUGCCCCGCUCCACUCUGCCAGAAAGACUAUUGCGAGAACGUGCCAUUUUCAAGGUCCAUAGCGAUUUCGUGGCGGCAGCGACGCGUGGGGCUAUGGCUGUUGUGGAUGGCAACGUGAUGGCGAUAAACCCUGGCGAGGAGCCAAAGAUGCAAAUGUUCAUUUGGAACAACAUAUUCUUCUCGCUAGGGUUCGACGUCCGCGACCACUACAAGGAUCUCGGUGGUGACGCUGCCGCGUUCGUUGCUCCGCGCAACGACUUGCAAGGCGUCCGCGUAUACAGUGCAGUGGACACUCCCGGCCUGCAUACACUGGGCACUGUGGUGGUAGAUUACCGUGGAUAUCGUGUGACCGCACAGUCCAUCAUACCUGGUAUACUGGAGAAAGAACAGGAGCAGAGUGUAGUCUAUGGCAGUAUCGACUUCGGCACCACGGUGCUCUCACAUCCGAAGUAUAUGGAACUGCUUAGCAAAGCGGGUCAGCAACUGAAGAUAAUGCCUCAUUCGGUGAUCAGUGCGAAUGGUGAGACUGUGGAGCUUUGUUCGAGUGUGGAGUGCAAAGGCAUCAUCGGCAAUGACGGUCGUCAUUACAUUCUCGACCUGCUGCGUACUUUUCCGCCUGAUGUCAAUUUCCUGCAACUGGAAGAUGAUGAAUUGAGAGAAGAUGUCAAAUCUAUGGGCUUCCCUAUUAUUCAUAAGCACAAACUAUGUUGCCUUAGACAGGAGUUGGUCGAUAGUUUCGUUGAGGCUCGUUAUUUUAUGUUUAUUCGCUAUGCUGCAUUCCACUUGCAACAGUUGAGUGCGAAGAGACAGCGUGAUGCUGGCGAACAAAAAUCUAUUGAGGUUAAAAAGGAAGAAGAAGUUAAGGGUACCAAUGAGACUGAAAAAAAAGAAAUCAAACGUGAUACCAAGAGUCAAGAAAAAGAAGUGAAAGACAAGAAACAAAAGAAAGAGGAGAAGAAAGAGAAGGAAAGUGCCAAAAAGGAGGAGGCUAAAAAAGAUGAAGCUUCAACUACAAAAGAUGUUAAAGUGGAGAAAGACAAAGAUGAGGAACUGUUGUUGAACGAUAAUUAUUCUGAUAUAGACACAGAUGUGGCCAAAAAGAUUGUUGAGAGUAUCACUGAUUCCAUUUGCAGUGGUGACAAACAAGAAAGUGACUCCGGGGAACGUUCUCGAGCUGUGGUCGCGUCGGCUGCGCGUGCGGUGGCAUCUCUCAAAGAGUCUGAAUUCGACGUACGUUUCAAUCCGGACGUAUACUCUGCGGGCAUCAAGCACGCCGCCACGCCCGAACAUCUCGCCAAGCAGAGACACCUCGUGAAGGAAGCCGCCGCGUUUCUGCUCACCACACAGAUACCCGCUUUUGUACGGGAAUGUUUGGAGCACACCUCCGCUCCUAUGGACGGCGCCGGUUUAACGGAGGCGUUGCACGCGCGCGGCAUCAACGUGCGAUACUUGGGACGGGUGGCGGCCGCGCUCCGUCCGCACGACAACCUCAACUACUUACACGCCAUAGCGGUCGGCGAGCUGUUACUGCGAGCCGCUAAGCAUCUAUACACCACAUAUCUGCAGGGUUGUGAACCAAUGUGCAUCGGUGGAGCAGCGGCCCAUUUCCUAAACUGUCUGCUGAGUGGGUGCCCGUCACCAGUGGCUAGCGCCGGGGAAGCCCCAGCUGCUACAGGGCGAGGCUCUCGUGGGGGCCGCGGUCGUCGAACUCGUCGCCAUCAUCAGCAGCCGCCGCCACAGCACCAUUCCAGUGAUUGGCAGAAUCUGACACCUAAAGCGUUAUUCCAUCAAAUCAAAAAUGAGCUAAAGUCAUAUUGGGGCUAUGAACUAAAUGCUGACAAUAUGGAGUCUGUAAUAGAGAAACAUGGUCUGCAAAAAAUAUCACUUCUCAGAUCUUUCGCAUUAAAAGUGGGAUUGCAAAUGUUGCUACGAGAGUAUGAUUUCGAUAGCAAGAACAAAUCCACAUUCAGCAGUGCCGAUAUUAUGAAUAUUUUCCCUGUUGUUAAACAUAUCAAUCCGAGGGCAUCGGAUGCGUACAAUUUCUACACAACGGGUCAAAAUAAGAUUCAGGCGGGCGCAGUAUCUGAAGGCCACGAACUCAUUACGGAAGCACUGAAUCUGCUCAACAACGUAUACGGCGCCAUGCACGGCGAGAUCGCGCAAUGUCUACGUAUGGUCGCGCGAUUGUGUUACGUCACCGGCGAGCAUAGAGAUGCUAUGGCGUACCAACAGAAGGCAGUGUUUAUGUCCGAGCGGGUUAAUGGCAUCGAUCAUCCGUAUACCAUCACUGAAUACUCUCACUUGGCAUUGUAUUGCUUCGCCAACGGUCAAGUGAGCACAGCUCUCAAGUUAUUGUACCGUGCGCGGUACCUGGCGUUGCUCGUAUGCGGCGAAAAUCAUCCAGAAAUGGCACUCCUCGAUAGCAACAUCGCUUUGAUCUUACACGCGGUUGGCGAGUACGAGUUGUCGUUGCGUUUCGCGGAACGUGCGUUGACCGUGACGUGUUCAGUUCACGGGCCGCGCUCGUUGAAGGCGGCCGUCGCGCGGCAUCUCCUCGCGCGUACAUUGUCGUGCCUUGGAGAUUUCCGCGCAGCCUUACAACAUGAGAAGGAGACGUACUCCAUAUAUAAACAAAUCUUGGGCGAAAAGCACGAGAAGACCCGCGAGUCAUCCGAGUGUUUGCGCCAUCUAACGCAGCAGGCGGUGGUGCUCCAGAAGCGGCUGGCGGAGGCGUACGCGCGGGCCCCCCACGCGCCCCCCGCCCCCCCACCCCUGCAUAUACAGCCUCCGGGCAUGGCGUCCGUCAUCGAUAUGCUCAAUCUGAUCAACGGGAUACUGUUUGUGCAGAUAAGUCCUCAAGAUAUCGAGCAAUUCAAGGCGGAGAUAGAAAAGAGACAGCUCAAAGAUUUGCCCCUUCCGGGCAUACUGAGCGAAAUGGGCGGCAAACCGGAGAAGCAGGAACCGGAACAGCCGGCCCAGGAGAAACCGGAACAGCCGGUGAAGCAGAGCGGUGACAGUUGAAACGUCCCAAAAUGGCCGCCACCGCCCGUCCGGACUAUGUUUUGUGAUCGGACGCGGCGUAUCGGGAACCCCUCAUGUACUGGAGUUCCCCGUAUACACUGUUACUAUAAUUAUUUGAUUGAUGAUAUUGUUCCUUAUCUAUGAAUGUAUGCUGUAGUGGAUAGUGUGCUAAGGUUUGAUGUAGAUUUUUAUUAGUUAAAUUUUGAGGAUAUUAUUUUGAUCAAAUUAAUUAAGUGUUUAAAUUUUAUUAUGUUUUUUUUUCGUUGCAGUGCAAUAGAUUUUUUUAUGCAUAUGCAUAUAUCUUAUAUUUCGCUCAAAUCACGCAGAUGUAGAUUUAAUUUUAUGCUUCCAUUUGGAAUUUACAAUUUUAUCAACAACCAUAGUAGUGCAAUUUGGACGUAGUGAUAAUAGCAAUAAGUUUUGGUUGUGAAACCUGAAGCCGCGAGCGCGUCUCUAUGUUAUGGUACUGGUGCUAUUGCCGAAGUUUCAUAUAAGAUGAUUUUAUGAAUUGUCCCUGUCAAGUAUUAUUUUUUUUUAUUGAUGCGGGAGCAUAUUGUUGAGAUACCCAUAGUAGUAUCAAUUCAGUUAUAUUGUCAUUGAAAUGUAACAGAAUUUUGUUGACUUGGGUCCGAUAACAGAUUCAUCAUUUCUUUUUAUUGUUUAUAUAUAUAUUUUAGUAUCUCGAUCACUGCCUCUGGUGUUAUUUAGUUCCAGGUUUUAGUAUUUAGUGCCAUAUGUAGUGAAUGUAAGUUCUUUUAUGUAAUGUUUCUGUUAGUCUGUGAUAAUAGUAUGUUUUAUCAAUGUAUCAUCGAGUCGCUUGCCUUUUUAUUAGUAGACCCUAUAAACGAAAUCUGUAAAGAUGCUUUAAUAUUUACAUUUAUUUCAAUACAAAUGUAGACUCUAUAAUAAUUAUUAUAAUCACAAUUUCGUAAAUACCAUACGUUAUAAAUAAUGAAGUUCCGUCUCACGACAGAAGUCAUGAAUUAUUAUGAACAAAUAUUUCUUUAUUAGAUGCAGUAAGUGUCAAAUGCUGGUCGAGUCGUUCAUAUGGAAACAAUCUAUUUAGUAUGUUAAUAUACUUGAAAUAUGUAAGUAGUUUGUCAUCAAUUUAAAAAGUCGACAUUUUUCAAUGUUAUAUAACUUAUUGGACAUCUUGACCGUGCUUAAACAUUUGACACUCACUGUACUAGUCGUUAUAUGAAAACAUAUAUACCAAUAGUCACAAAUGAUGGACAUGAAAGUACUUAUUAUUAUCGUAAGUACUCGUACAGCAUUGUUAUAACCAAAGUUUAAAAUUAGCGUCCUUAUGUCGAGAAGUUAAAUGCGAUGCAAUCUAAUUUGUUUAAAUGAGAACUGUAUACUUGUGUGUGUAUGUUAUUGUGGUUAUAUCGUCAUUCCCUUUUUACCACUGCAUUUCCAUCGCGUUUAAAUAUCUCAUUGUAAUGUCCUAGAUGUUUUACCUAAUAGACUUACCCGGUAUCAUAGUUUGCCAAUAGAUGCUUUGCCGCGGCGACACUGCUUUUAAUACUAUCACAUACUAAUUAUAGUAGAAAUCUUGCAAUUAUUACUAAUAUAAUGCUUCCAUUUCUCAUUUACAUUUUUCUCUUUCUAAAUUUUCGUUUUCUAUAUUGAUUAAAACUUUUUACGUUUGUUAUUUUUGUUUUUUUUUUGUGUUCGUUCUUUAUUAACAUUUUAUGCUAAUGAAAUUAUGUCGAUAAAAGUAGUGUGCGCGUUACUGCAUAGUAUGGGAUAUAUCACAAUAGGUUUACAAGGGCGCGGACUCAAUUCUACACUGAAUACUUAGGUAGUAAGUAACUCCAUAUGAGUAGUUGUAUACAAAUUUUCAUUUAUAUAAUGAAAUAGUUUGUGGGUGUCUGCAACUAGGCCCUCGUUUGAAAAUUUAUUUUAGUUUCUCGCAAAGUAAAUGAAUGAAGAUAAUUGUGGUUACUAGCACUAGUGCCCGUUCAUGUAUCCGAAAUAUAAUAAAUUAAGAAUGUUAUAAGAUGAAGCAUGUGCCUAAGCAAACAAUAAUCAAGUUGUUGUUGUUACAUUUCGUUAACAAUAUGAACAUGUAAAUACGGCGCUGUUCGUAGUAUACUAAUAAAAAUCCGUUUU